Messenger RNA from Oncorhynchus nerka (sockeye salmon), 899 nucleotides. RefSeq names its product calcium-binding protein 8-like. Bases 54 to 899 code for a protein of 281 amino acids. Lineage: Eukaryota; Metazoa; Chordata; Actinopteri; Salmoniformes; Salmonidae. The record is from RefSeq and is a predicted model, not a curated record. The transcript has 6 exons. Gene Ontology annotation, molecular function: calcium ion binding. Gene Ontology annotation, cellular component: trans-Golgi network membrane.
CGGACCUUUUCCCGCACGGUCGCAUUGCCCACCAGGUGGCACACAUCAGGCUGAUGAUGAUAGGACCAGAGAGAUUUGGGCUUGUGGAGUUACCGCUGCGCUCAGUGAACGUCGACGGUUCACCUCUCCUGGAUUUGGCGGGAGAGGAGCCGUGCGCAACGGGUGACCACCACGAGAUUGAGAGCCUAGUGACAGCGUCGGUUGAGGUGCCUGUGACUGUAGAAUGCAGUGCGUGGGGAGAGAAGAUGCCGUUCCACCACGUCAGGUCUACACUGCUCUACACUGGAAGUCUCCUGAGCCGGACUCUGUCUGAGGGGAGCGAAGCCUUCCAAAUCACCAGUAUAUCCACUGAGGAGCUAGGAGAGAUCCGGCAGGCGUUCCGGGUGCUGGAUCGGGAUGGGAACGGGUUCAUCUCUAAGCAGGAGCUGGGCAUGGCUAUGAGGUCCCUGGGAUACAUGCCUAGCGAGGUGGAGCUGGCCAUCAUCAUGCAGAGACUGGACAUGGACGGUGAUGGCCAGGUGGACUUUGAAGAGUUUGUGACGAUACUGGGACCCAAACUUCUGUCGUCUGAGACCAGAGAAGGUUUCCGAGGAAGCACCAUCGAUAACAUCUUCUGGCAGUUUGACAUGCAGCAGAUGUCUCUUGAUGAGCUGAAGCAGGUUCUGUUCCAUGCGUUCCAAGACCACCUGACAAUGAAGGAUAUCGAGAACAUCAUCAUCAACGAAGAGGAGAGCCUCAAUGAGACAGGGAACUGCCCUGAGUACGAGGGAGUCCAUCCUAAGAAGAAGAACAGACAGACGUGCGUGAGGAAGAGUCUGAUCUGUGCCUUCGCCAUGGCCUUCAUUAUCAGCGUCAUGCUCAUCGCGGCCAAUCAGAUGCUGCGGAAUGGCAUGGAGUAG